This is a messenger RNA of Stylonychia lemnae, 2922 nucleotides long. NCBI's taxonomy places the organism in Eukaryota, Ciliophora, Spirotrichea, Sporadotrichida, Oxytrichidae. The record is from the annotation of a GenBank genome assembly.
AUGAAUGACAUUUAGGAUUAAUAAACAGAUCCCACCGCAUAAGUUAAUCAGUUAAUUUAAGGAAUAAAUGAUAAUCCAUAUGAGUUUGGGCUCUAUCAAUAGUUGAUUGAUGUUUAUAGAGAAAACCAAAUGUAUUAAGAAGCUAAAGAAGUGAGGUAAAGAGUCCAGCUUUUAUAUUGUUUACCAGUAGAGAUGUGGCUCGAAUGGAUUGAAGAUGAAAAAAGCUUAAUGACUCCAGAAGACUCUCCAACUAUUUUGCUGCCAUUUUAUGAGCUUGCUCUCAAGGAUUACAGAUAUUAUAAAUUGAGCAGAAGAGAGGGAUAUGAGAAAGUAUUAACUAUCUAUAGCUUAGAUGUUAAUAGAAGUACCAAAUUUUGGGAGCCCUACCUAGAUUUUGAAAGCUAAUAAUUAGAACUAAUGAAACAAAAAGGCGAAAGCUAAGAUGAAUUGAAUAAAUAAAUUGGCAGAAUAAGAAGUAUAUAUCGAAGGAGAGCUAUUCUACCCACUAUGGAUAUGCUAGUAAUAUGGGAUGAAUAUGUGAAAUGGGAAACUGAUUAAGAAGAACUCUAAAAAGUCUAAUAGAAAUAUCUGGAGGCUUAGAACCGUAUAGAUAUUGUUACUAACUUUGAAGAGAGAUUCUAAAAUGCAUAUGCUGAUCUGGAGGAUAAAAAUGACAUUGAAUAGAUGCUAGAUUUAUUGAGUAAAGAUUUAGAUUUGUUAGCAUAGGAUAACUUUAACUAUAUUAUGCUGUACUUUGAACGAAUUUUAAGUGAAUAUACCUUGAAUCAAGAUCUAUGGGAACUCUACAUUUAAUAUACUGAUGAAAAAUGCAAGAAAAAGGAGCUUAAGUAAGAAAUAUAUGAGAACUCUUUGAAAAAUUGUCCAUAAAGCAAAGAAUUUUGGCUUGGAUACUUGAGAGAACUAGAGAAAAAUGAAGUUGAUUCUGAUACGAUAGUAAAUAGUGUGAAUCAAGCACUAUCUAGUACUUAGUUUGAGAUGACUAUUGAUUUUUCAUAUGAUUUGCUGAAGCAUUUAUGUGAAUAUUAAGUCAGGAGUUUUCUGACUCCUCCAGGUGUUAUUCCUGAUCAAAGUAAUGAAAUAGUUAAGUUAAAAGUAGAUUCUAUCCGAGCUAUGUAUAAGGACUCAAUUGAAAACUUGACUGAACAGUUUUAAGGUGAUCCAUUAUUGAUUACUUAUAUUGAGAAAUUAAUAUUAAGUCAUGCUGAGGUUGAAGCUUACAAAAUUUAGGAUAAAAAAUAAGUGCAGGAGUUAAUGGAGGACUAUGUGAAAUAAAAUGGAUAUUAAAUGAUGUCGUGGGCAAACUACAUCAAACUUAUGAGAGUGUUUCCAGAUCAUGAAAAGACAGUAAGAGGUUUAUUCAAAAGAGGCCUGCAAAUUGCUAGAGAUAACAAAGUAUUAUUGGCUGAGUUAUGGAUUGAAUGGGAGAAAAAGUUUUCAACUAUAUAAAACAUAGAUUAAUGCAUUAAGCAUCUCAAAAAAUUGAAUCUUUACUCACAAAUAGGAAAAAAUAUAAGGCCUAGCUAGGCUUAAUAUCAAUAAUAAGUACCAGAAUAAAACCAGAAAUAAAAGAAAAAUGACAAAAAGGGUUAAAAUCAGAGAUAAGAUCUAGAAUAUUUAGAAAAAGAAGUAAGGUAUGAUGCCCAAGCAGAUUAACCACAAAAGAAACGCCAGUAAAAAGAAGAUUUUAAAAAUGAUUAAAAGUAUGAGAGGCAAGAAAGAUAAAACAAUGAUAAAAAUAGAGAAUAGCAGCAGUAGAUUGAAAAAGAUGAAGCCAAAUAAAACUAGAAAAAGAAAAAGAAGACAUUAUAUUUAAAUAACCUUAGUGAAGAGACAGAAGAAGAGGACAUAAUGAGUAUGUUUGCAAAGAUAGUACCAGAUGUUUAGCUGCUUGAUGUAAGACUGAUCAGGGAUGAAAACAAUAAGAAAAAGGGAUUUGCUUUUGUAGAUGUUGAAAGCUCUGAGAUGGCUGAAAAAUCUCUAAAACUGCAUAAUUAUCAUCUUAAAGGUAAAGCUCUAAAGAUUCAUAUAUAUAAGCCUCCUUCUGAAGGAGAAAAAGAUGCAUUAACUGUCUAUGUAACAAACCUUCCAUACACAUGCAAUGAGGAAAAACUCAGAGAUCAUUUCAAAGAUGUUGGAGUUGUUGAUGAGGUUAGAUUACUUAGAGAUAAAGAUGGAAAAUUAAGAGGAUAUGGCUAUAUCUAAUUCUAAGAUAAGAAAUAAGUAGAUUUAGCAGUGAAUACCCUAAACAAAUCUAAAAUUGAUGGAAGAACAAUGGUUGUGUAAUACAGUAAAUCUAACAAAGAAGUGAGAGAUCACAUAGGUUAUACAGUUCUCAUAAAGAACUUAAGUUAUCAUGUUAAUGAAGAAGAGCUAAAAGAUUAUUGUGAAUAAAACUUUGGAGAAAUUAAGAAACUUACAUUGGCGAAGGAUGAUCGUGGUAAAUCUAAGGGUCUAGCCUUUGUAGAAUUUGUAGAUGAGUAAACUAUGAACAAAGCUAUUCAGUAAAAAGAUUUACCUUUAAGAAACAGAACUGGUUUAAUCAUGAAGUCAGUAAGAUAAAUUACUGAGCCUAAGGUAGAAGUCAGGUAAUAGCAUUCAGAAGGCAAAGGGGAUAAAAAGAGAGAUGCUAAACGUGAGAGAAAGACAUUAAUUUCAUCAAUAAUUGAUGAAAUAAAGAAUGAGUAGAAGGAUGAAGUCAAAGAACAAAGUAAGGCUGUUUAAAGUCAGGAUAAAUCAUUUGAUAUACCUGACAUAAAAAUUAAAGAGGGAAUAUAAACUUCCUUAAUAAAAGAUAAUCCUCAACAAGAAAAUACUAUAGCUGAGGAGUAAUAGACAUAAACGAAGAAAAUGAGUAAUAAUGACUUUAAGAAAUUUUUGCUUUCUGGCGGAGGCAAGAAAUGA